Messenger RNA from Aspergillus nidulans FGSC A4, 519 nucleotides. RefSeq lists its product as uncharacterized. The record is from RefSeq and is a predicted model, not a curated record. The transcript is spliced from 6 exons. Lineage: Eukaryota; Fungi; Ascomycota; Eurotiomycetes; Eurotiales; Aspergillaceae. Bases 1 to 519 code for a protein of 172 amino acids.
AUGGCGAUCACAUAUGAUAAAGACAGCGCUAUGAAGGUCCAAGCCAUCCUAAGCUCGCGGGAUGACUGGCACAUAUGGCCUGAGCUGCUGACCAAACUGACAAUUCUAUUAUGUUAUGGGUCCUUUGCCUAUACAAGGACCUUAGACCUUAGUGACUCGGCCAAGGCCUGCGCUGUCCCGAAGGCGGUGAGCCACCUACAAGACUUCCUCACAACAACAAUCCUUCUUUCUCCUUUCUUCUUUAGCGAUUCCUUCUUGGCCAAAGGUCUUGUAAUAUUUGACAGUGAGGCUAAAAAGAUUCUUCAUCUGGUUUAUAAAUUUCUGUACAGUAUUAACAUAUUUGCUCUUCUAUUAUGUUAUGGGUCCUUUGCCUAUACAAGGACCUUAGACCUUAGUGACUCGGCCAAGGCCUGCGCUGUCCUGAAGGCGGUGAGCCACCUACAAGACUUCCUUGCAACAACAAUCCUUCUUUCUCAUUUCUUCUUUAGCGAUUCCUUCUUGUACGUACGGCACGUCUAG